Bursaphelenchus okinawaensis is the source of this 1034-nucleotide messenger RNA. Lineage: Eukaryota; Metazoa; Nematoda; Chromadorea; Rhabditida; Aphelenchoididae. The record is from the annotation of a GenBank genome assembly.
AUGGAGAACGAGAAAGGUAACGGGGUAUAUAAAGUGCCGUCAUGGGCAGGAAGACCCCCUCCAGGCUCCCAUCUGGAUGUUAAAAAGGACGAACGUGUAAUUCAGGUAGGUAACGAAUGUCUAUGAGAUUUUAAUCUCUUUAUUAUGGUUGUAGAAGUUACUGAUCGACGAAAAAGGGUACUAUUAUUUCGGAAGGAAUCCAAAUCAAUGUGAUUUUACUAUAGAACACGCUUCUGCUUCAAGAGUUCAUGCAGUUUUGUUGUAUCAUAAGGCUUUGAAGAAGUUUGCUGUGGUAGACCUCGGAAGUAGUAAGUUUUUUCGGUAAUAAAUUGUAAAUAACUUUAAUUUAAUAUGAAUAAGAUAUAAAUUUUUGACAAUUUUAGGUCAUGGAACUUUUGUGAAAGGUGUGAAGGUGAGCAGUUCUCAGCCAGUCUUCCUUGAAUAUAAUGAUGGAUUUCGCUUUGGAGCUUCAAGUCGAUCGUAUAUAAUUAGAGAGAAAGUGGCCCAGUUAACACAUUCAGAUCAAGCUGAUGUUCCUUUGCCCGAAACAGAGACGGAAGUUGAUGUAAGUCCGCUUUUUUUGUUAAUUUGGUCUUUAGAAUCUGACAAACUACAACACGAUGCAAAACAAACGACUGCCACAAAUUCCUUGCACGGUAGAAGAGUGUAGGAAGAAGAAACGACCGCGAAACAAAGUGGUAUUUCUGCAGGAAGAAGAAGUCAUCAAUCCAGAAGAUGUUGAUCCUACGGUCGGUCGAUUCAGGAAUCUGAUUCAGACGGCUGUCAUUAACAAUAAGGGUACGAAACGGACAGCCACGAGUAAUAUCAGUCCAACCAAGAAGAAGAUAAUAAAACCAGCCAGGGAUGGAGAUGAUGGCAAUCUCUACAGCUCGGUCUUGGGAGACUUCAGUAUCAGCUCAGCACCGUCACUAGAUAUGUACUCUAUGAAGCCGGCUUCUGUAGCAUUAAAUGCAGCGUCAGACUCUUCUAAAAAGAAAUACGCGAAAGAGGCUUGGCCUGGCAAACAUAAUUAA